Messenger RNA from Cannabis sativa, 573 nucleotides. RefSeq lists its product as uncharacterized. Gene Ontology annotation, molecular function: nucleic acid binding; zinc ion binding. Lineage: Eukaryota; Viridiplantae; Streptophyta; Magnoliopsida; Rosales; Cannabaceae. The transcript has a single exon. Bases 1 to 573 code for a protein of 190 amino acids. The record is from RefSeq and is a predicted model, not a curated record.
AUGUGGGGUAUUUUCUUUGAUAAUGAAGAAGAUUGUGUAUCCAUCCUGGAAAAUAGGCCAUGGCUUAUAAAUGGGAAGCUUCUCAUUAUUCAAGAAUGGCCGGAGUCGGGUGAUUGGAGUCAUGUGGAUAUGACGAAGGCCAUUUUUUGGGUUAAAGCUACAGGAUUGCCAAUGGCAUACCUGAAUGCUUCAAACCUCACUAUGAUUGCGGCGAAAACGGGCGAAUACAAAGACUGUGAUGUAGUGAAUCAACGGGCCUUGACACGUAGGGGAUUUUUGAAGUUCCAGGUGGAGUUAUCAACAAAACAUCAAUUGACUCCUGGUUUUUUUCUGGAUAUAUCGAGGGGGAGAAAAGAAUGGAUAAAAUUCCAAUAUUUUUGUCUUUCCAAGUUUUGCUAUAAAUGUGGUCAUAUCGGCCACGAUAAGAGUUCUUGCUUGAGGGAAACAAUUUUUGCUUUUCCACUUGAAGGAGAAGCAGUAAUGGCUUAUGGUCCAUGGAUACGAGCAGAAUCAACAGUCAUCAGCUGCUUCAAUACUGGGGGCAUCUGUUAUAGUGAGAUUUCUCUCACUUAG